Messenger RNA from Panicum virgatum (switchgrass), 3736 nucleotides. RefSeq lists its product as uncharacterized. Lineage: Eukaryota; Viridiplantae; Streptophyta; Magnoliopsida; Poales; Poaceae. The record is from RefSeq and is a predicted model, not a curated record. Bases 1718 to 3346 code for a protein of 542 amino acids. The transcript is spliced from 6 exons.
CUCCUCCGUGAGUCUGCCUGCCGCUCACGCGAAAAGGCCGUCCCGCAUCGGCAGUUCCCCGCUCGGGCAAAAAGGGCCGGACGGCAUCGGCAGUUCCCCGCCGUCCUCCUCCCCGUCGCCCUUCGCCUCCCAGAUCGACGCGGCCAAGCCGGCGCUCGCGUCGCCCUUCGCCUCCCAGAUUGGGCCCCCUCCUCGGCCGCCGACUCGCGCUCCUCCUCGCGCCGCCGUCCUCCUCGCGGCGUCGUCGCCCUCCCCGAGUCGGGCCCCCUCCUCGGCCGCCGUCUCGCGCUCCUCCUCGCGCCGCCGUCCUGCUCGCGGGGUCCUCGCCCUCCCCGUCUGCCUCCCCGCUGGACACAAAUUGGCCCCGCCGCCCCGUCUCGCGCUCCUCCGCGACCCGCUGGACUCCUGCGCUGUCGCCGUCACCCUCCCACUGCGCGCUCGACGGCGCCGGCCGACGACGGCCCAACCCGCGGCCGCACUCUCCAGGGCAACGAAGGGCCGCGGCCGCGGCUCGCUCUCCGGCCUCACGGGACGCCUCCUUUCCGCUCGCCCUGCGCCUCCUGAGGUGAGUUCCCGAUUCCUCGAGUGAACUUCUUGAUUACUAAAAAAAAUGAGCAUCUGCAAGUUAACAAUUGAGCAUCUUACUUGCAUACUGUAACACAGAUUCACAGUACAUGUUGUUCUGCUUUUAUGGAUUGCACACUGAAUGUCUGUUACCCUUAACUAGAUAUCAAAAGAAGGAUGAGGCCAGAAUGAUCAGUAGUAUAAUGAUAAUCUCCGUGGAAUAUAUCCACAUCAAAACAGAACAACAUAUUGAAUUUCUCUCGAGAUGCAAAACCAUACUUUUUUUUGUAUGAGUAAUUUAGUAAUCGAUCAUCCAUGACUGAACUGUAGUUUAGUAAGCCAAACUAGCAGGGUACACAACUAAACACUUCCUGCUGCUAUUGUCAUUCAGGCAUCUUCCAUGACACCCACAUUAACUUGUAUGAAUUGUUAAUUCAGCUGCAGUUAUUUCUUCUUAUGCAAAUGCCCUUUCUUGGUUUCAAGUUUUCAUGUCAUAUUUGUAACUAAGAACUGCUUGUUGUUCAAUAUUUUUCAAUGCAACCGCUGGGGUGCGGGUGGGCAAGCGCCGCUGCCGCCGGAGUGGAGUCUCCUACCGUCAGACAAGGUACGAGUGCUGGUGGUCCGAUCACUCUCUACUUUGAGAAGCUACAAGUUAGAUGACAAAUUGCUGCAGGUGGAGCAAUGAAGGCGCUAUUGCCACCGGCUUUGUUCAACAGCACAGUUAAAUUCAGAGUGGUGAAUGGAAGUCCUUUGGAUAAAUUUUUUGUUUGUGCUCCAGUUUCUUAAAAUAGUUGCAUGGCUUAAGUUUUCAGACCUCCAGUGCAUAGUAAAACAACUUAAAUGAGAUAAGUGAUGCUCCGCAAGUCGAGUACCUGACUACCUAUUAACGAGUGAUGAAAUAAUCGAGAUAAAUUUGUAUAGGAUUACCGGAAUGGUAUUGGAUUCCGAAUCCCUUAUUAAUUUUGUAUUACAGCAGCCUCAAGAUAAAUAUGUUUAACUAAAUGAGUGAUGAAAUAAUCGAGAAUUUUAUUCUGUUUCUACUGGUCUCAGGUAAUUGAAAGCAGUGGGAGGAACUAGAUGAAGUCAAGAGAACCUAUAUAAGUCUGUGGGGUCAAAACAAGAUAGAAUUCGACCUCGUGCAUUUUGGACAAGCAUGCUGCAUCAGGAAAACAGUGAGACUUUUGUCAGGCACCACUCUGAACAGCUUGCAUGUAGCAACACGAGGGGAGUAGAUACCAGUCGUCCAAAUUUCCUUCCUGAGAAAUGCCAGAUUGCAGUUUGUCCCAAAGUUUGUCAGAGAGAUGAAACGGUUGGCUCAUUCCAUGAGGACUUGGUGCAUGGUGUUCAUCUAGUGAAUGCUUCUGUUCAGUCACCGUUGGUGGCAAGUGGUGUCAAAGAAGCACCUGCAGUGGAUCAUAACAAGAGACAUGCAUCCAGUGACAUGACAGACAUAGUUGAAUGCAAACGGCAGAAGCAGGAAGAUCAAAUUACACCUAAGGAGGGCAACCAUACAAGUGCUGAUGAGGAUGUUCAUCAGUAUCCCACAUACACAACAUACGAAAGAAGCUUUGGCUCGCCGAUAUAUGAGAGUGAGGAAAGUGAAGAUGAGGGUGUAGAGUCACCUGUGCAUUUUUCACUUGCUCAUACGUAUAUUGAAGAUGAUCUAUGGCCUGGCAGCUUUCAUCAAUCUGUGGGUCCUUGCCCCACAAGGAAACCCGUUCCUAUUGGGCCAAAUCAUCAGGCUGAAUUACCUGAGUGUAGGCCAUUUGAUGGAAAAGCGGAAGAUGACGAGAGUAACAAGUGGAUCAGAAAUAGUAUCAUGCCAAUGCCUGGUACUGUUGCAUUGUCUUUGAUGCUGAAACCUGUUCACUGCAAGGCAAGCUGUGAUUGUAUUGAUGAAGACUCAAUCAAUUGUGUGAGGAAGCAUGUGAGGGAAGCAAGAGAAAAGCUGAAGGUUUCGGUUGGUGCAGACACCUUCAGGGAGUUAGGGUUCUAUGAUAUGGGAGAGGAGGUUGCCUCAAGAUGGACUGAAGAGGAGGAACAUCUGUUCCAGGAAGUGGUCUCAUCAAAUCCUGCUUCUCUGCGCAGAAAUUUCUGGGAUGAACUCCCUCUUGCCUUCCCAUCCAAGUCCAGCAAAGAACUAGUUAGUUACUACUUCAAUGUCUUCAUGUUGAGGAAGAGGGCUGAGCAGAACAGGUUUGAUCCAAUGAACAUUGACAGUGACGAUGAUGAAUGGCAAGCAGGUGGUGAUGGUGAGUUUGCAGUCACAGGAAGAGCUGACGAAUACUUGCCGACCGAGUCCCUUACUGAUCAAGAUGAUGUCGCAUGCAUUCGAGUUCCUCCAGAUGGGGAUUUCUAUGAAGAUUCUGGGGCUGAGGAUGAUGGUGCCAGUGCAGACAGGCAUGAUGGUGUGCAGAGGGGUGCCAUACCAGAGGGUCUUGCCGCCAUGUCAUUUAUGGAUCAUAAUCAACAGAAGUUCAAGCUAGAUGCAGAUGCACAAGAUGACUCCUGCACAUCAUUUGAGGCUCAUCAGGCUGGCGUUGAAGGUGGGACACCUACUGAUAUUGUUGAAGACCACCAUUACGGGAAUGAUGGUUUUGCUGGUGAUGCAGAACAUGGGUUCUUCGGAGACCAUUGCGACACAAAAGGUUGGGAGUUUGGUUUCACUACAGGGUGGGAUAAGCAUGAUUUUCUGUCGACAAACAAUGUCAUUGAAGAGGUGUUUGGAAAGGGUUCUAGCGAAGAUGGAAGUGACACCACCAGUGGCCAGGACCUUAUCUGAGCCAGAGGAGGAGGCUUCUUUUCAACUGUGAAAGCUUUAGCAGUCCCCCCCUUGGCUCUCAGAAUCUGUACAGCAGUAGUUCGCCAUUUUGAUUUAAUGCCUCACUUGUUCUUUAUAGGAAUCUCUCAUCCCCUGUCCCUGGAACAUCACCUGCUUGAGGAACCUGAUUUUGGUCUCAUGAUUAAUGUAAAUCCGUAGGUGAUAUUUGUCAUCGGUCGAUGAUGUGCUGUAGCCUGUAGCAUGUACGUAUUGUUGUUGUCCAUCUCUGUGUUCGGGCCUGAGCAUUUUUUUUCCCAUAUGCUAGCGAGGGUCAUGUAAUAAAAGCUGUUAUUGCUCCUUGAGCCGUGAUAUCAUUCUCAAAGUGAUUUGCCGCGUUGAUGGCUCGGUGCA